AAGUGUGUUGCAUUACAAAAGGGCUGUAGAACAUCUCUUAGCUAAGAAACUGUGGGUUUCUACUGAUUUAAGCAAAGAAAGUGCAGCAUCAUUUUUCAUCUCAGCUGGUCUCAAGAGGAAAGAACAAUCCCACAAAAAAGAGCUCUUCCAAGAACAGAAACCCCAAGAAGAUGCUGAGGUUUUUGAUGCUCCUGCUCUUUGCUAUCUUGGCAGUAUCCAUCAACGAAAACAGGCAAGAAUGUCUGAAAGGGGUUGGUCACAAGCUCAGACCAACUCAAGAGAAAGACUUGAAGGAAUGUUUUAUAUAUAAAGAAUCCUCUUGUUGCUAUGCAGAAAUUACAGAAGAACUAGCUCAUUCACCAGUAAUUAAAGUAAACACCACCUACUGGAACAGAUGUGGAAAUCUCAGUAACUUGUGCGAGAGUUAUAUGAAGAAGAUGGAAUGCUUUUACAGGUGUUCACCACAUACUGCUCGCUGGGCACAUAGCCAAUAUGCAGGUGCUAUUCAGUCUGUCCCUAUAUGCCAAAGUUUCUGUGAUGACUGGUACGAAGCUUGUAAAAAUGAUCUCACUUGUGUCAGCAACUGGUUGAUGGACUGGAAAAUUGAUGCAAAUGGAGAAAACCACUGUAAGAAUGAGUGCAUCUCCUACAGUGAGAUGUAUGUUAAUGGGACUGACAUGUGUGAGAAAAUGUGGGGGGAGUCACUGAAGGUGAGCAACUCCCCAUGCCUCUGCCUACGGCUGAAUGAAAUGGAUAAUGCAGUAAUCAAGCUGAUGGAAGCGAAUAGCAGGAAUAGCAGUAGUGGAAGAAGCGAUAAGGAACAAGACUGUCACCCCAAGAUGGAGCUAAAGCAGAGAGAGGAAGUGGAAGCACACUAAGAGUGUGACAACACACCAAGUACUAUGGUUUUAUGGAGAGAAGCAUUGUUACCUAUUUGCUAAGAUAACAUCUGGUAUCCUAUCUUUCCACUGAAAAUAGUGUUCAGCUUGGUUAACAACAGAAAUGUAGUAAACUUACACUGAAUGGUA
Messenger RNA from Varanus komodoensis (Komodo dragon), 1028 nucleotides. Its product is annotated as riboflavin-binding protein-like. Lineage: Eukaryota; Metazoa; Chordata; Lepidosauria; Squamata; Varanidae. Bases 171 to 878 code for a protein of 235 amino acids. The transcript has 6 exons. Gene Ontology annotation, molecular function: riboflavin binding; riboflavin transmembrane transporter activity; signaling receptor activity. The record is from RefSeq and is a predicted model, not a curated record. Gene Ontology annotation, cellular component: external side of plasma membrane.